Messenger RNA from Melitaea cinxia (Glanville fritillary), 1153 nucleotides. RefSeq names its product SUMO-activating enzyme subunit 1 (gene Aos1). Lineage: Eukaryota; Metazoa; Arthropoda; Insecta; Lepidoptera; Nymphalidae. The record is from RefSeq and is a predicted model, not a curated record. The transcript has a single exon. Bases 80 to 1099 code for a protein of 339 amino acids. Gene Ontology annotation, biological process: protein sumoylation. Gene Ontology annotation, molecular function: SUMO activating enzyme activity. Gene Ontology annotation, cellular component: cytoplasm; SUMO activating enzyme complex.
AAAUUGUUAUAUCAAAUAAUCAAACAGAAGCGGCGCGUGUCUAAUUUAUUAGUCCCAAAUUAAGAAUAACUAUAAUAAAAUGGUUGAAAAUAACGAGGUUGAACUAUCUGCAGCUGAAGCAGAACAAUAUGACCGCCAGAUCCGACUGUGGGGACUAGAAUCUCAAAAAAGAUUACGCGCUUCAAAGGUUUUAAUUAUCGGCAUGUCAGGUUUGGGUGCCGAAAUAGCGAAAAACAUUAUUUUGUCUGGAGUUAAAAGUGUUUGUCUAUUGGAUGAUGAGAAACUAAAAGAAAUAGAUUUAUACUCUCAGUUCUUAGCUCCACCUGAUAAGAUUGGUGAGAAUAGAGCGGAAAGUUCCUUGCAACGAGCGAGGGCUUUGAACCCAAUGGUUGACGUUACCGCUGAGACAAAAUCAGUCGAAGCGUUGCCUGAUGUUUUCUUUACCACAUUUGACAUAGUUUGCGCAACUGGCUUGAAACAGGAACAGCUAGAACGUGUAAACAAUAUUUGCCGUGACAGCAAUAAGAAAUUUUUGUGCGGUGAUGUAUGGGGUAUGUUUGGAUAUAUGUUCGCCGAUUUGAUCGAUCAUGAAUAUUCAGAAGAAAUAGUUCAGCACAAACCUGUGAAACGAGGUCCCGAUGAUUCAGAAAAAAGUGCAAGGGAAACUGUCAGUAUUACUGUUAAGCGCAGAGCUAUCUAUGUUCCAUUACAGAAUGCUCUGUCUGCUGAUUGGACUAAACCCGAAUUGCGUUCAAGGUUGCGACGUGGUGACCCAUCUUAUUUUGUAAUGAAGAUACUUCUAAGGUUCAGAGAUGAAUUCAAUAGAAAUCCUGAUCCCGCUAAGAGAAAAGCAGAUACUGAAGUAAUAUUCCAAAUGAGGGAUGAACUUGUAAAAGAAUUGUCUAUUCCUGUUGGAUUUAUAAGUGACGAAUUGUUAACGGACGUAUUUGGAAUAGUUUCGGGAGCAUCUGCUGUGCUUGGAGGGGUAAUUGGUCAGGAAGUAGUGAAAGCAGUGAGUCAGCGAGAGCCACCUCAUAACAAUAUGUUUUUCUUCAAUCCAGUUAAAUGUGUUGGCUUUGUAGAAUUGUAUGGUCAAUGACUUAAAUUUUGUGUAUUUUAUAAUGACAAGUUCAAAUAAAUACUCUUAAAUUAA